This is a messenger RNA of Rhizophagus irregularis DAOM 181602=DAOM 197198, 684 nucleotides long. The record is from RefSeq and is a predicted model, not a curated record. Lineage: Eukaryota; Fungi; Glomeromycota; Glomeromycetes; Glomerales; Glomeraceae.
CACAAUGAUGGAGAGAACCCUUCAUGGAUUUAUUCCUUUAAUUAGAUUUUAUGAUAUUUCUUCCGAAGACUUUUUUUAUAAAGUAUUACCAUACAAAGAAUUAUUAUCUGCUCAGCUGGUGUAUAAAGUACAAGAAUUUCAUAUGGUUCCAAAUAAGAAGUUGAAUGUUGACAUACAACCUCCUAGAUUGAAAAGUGUUGAUUCUGUUUUAAUUAACUCGCGACAUUUUGCCUUAUUUGCCAGUUGGAUUAGUAAGGAAAAUAUUACAAUAAAAAAUAAUCCAUACAAAUUUAAUUUACUUUACCGUGGUAGUAGAGAUGGUAUGAAAGUUGAAGAAUUUCAUUCUAAAUGUGAUAAUAAAGGAGCAAGUAUUUUAGUUAUCAAAAUUCAAAAUUCAAAUUAUAUAGUCGGAGGUUAUAACCCAGUUAAUUGGAAACUUAGCUGGUCAGAUACUCCAAAUAGUUUUAUAUUUUUAUUUGACAAUUAUAAAAGCAUUAAUACAGGCAUAAUUGGCAGAGUUAUUAAUCCACAAAAUGCAAUAUAUAGUACUAAUGAUAGAUUACAAUUUGGAUCAAAUGAUAAUGGUAGUAGUGAUAUAAUGAUAGAUAAUAAUGGUAAAUGUAGUUCACUUCCAAAUAAUUAUCCUGAUAUUAAUAUUCCAAGAAAUUUCGUUGCUGAUGAUAU